GAAUCUCUCAUCCUUGGAAGUCCUAGAUGCUCAUGCAUGGAAAUUCUCUGGCAAGAUUUCUGAUGAUUUCCAGAAGUUGUCUGCUUUGGUAAAGCUCGACCUUGGACACAACGAUUUUUGCAGCCUCCCUUCGAGCAUGAAAGGACUUUGUGUUCUCAAGCAUUUGCUUAUCCCGAACUGCAGAAAGCUCAAGUUUCUUCCUGAACUUCCCUCAAGUUUGGAAUGGUUAAAUGCUGCAAACUGCUCUGCAUUGGAACGUAUAGCUAGCAUAUCAAAUCUGGAAUAUUUGGAACAACUCCAAUUCAGCAAUUGCAAGAAGAUAAUAGAUAUUCCUGGCCUUGAAAGCUUGAAAUCUUUGGUAAGGUUGUAUACAGUCGGUUGCAACGCGUGCUUACCUUCCAUAAAAAGACGGAUUUCUAAGGAUUCUCGAAGGCAUAUAAAGUAUCUCUGUGUUCCAGGGAGUGACAUUCCGGAUUGGUUUAUUCAGGAAGUACCUAACGUCUCAACUCGCAAGCACCGUGAUAUCAAGGGUGUGAUCAUUGGAGUAGUUCUCUCUCUAGACCAACAAGUAGAGGACAAUUUCAGACACAGAGUCCGAGCAAUCGUGGAUUUUCAAGCAACAGUUACCACACCAGGUGAUGCUGAACCUAAACUUAAGAAAACUUUGAACUUGGAGGAGGUUCCUGAUACAGAUGAAGAUCAGCUUUAUUUAUGUCGAUUUCACGAGUGCAGUGAUUUUAUAUUCAUGUUGGAAGAAGGCGACAGGGUGCAGGUUGCAAUUAGAGAGAGUCCACGUUUUAAUGGCCUCAAACUGAAGAAGCAUGGGAUGCACUUGGUUUUCGAAAAUGAGGAUGAUUUCGAUGCUAAUGAUGAGGAUUUGUUUGAUGAAUCUCAGCAGUCUGUUUCGAAGAAACUUGCUAACUUUUUUAAUUCAUUAUGAAACAGUUCAUAGCCGAAAUGAAUUCAGCAUACAGAGUUGAGUCUAAGAAUUGGACUAUAUAAAGACAUUUAUAAAUGUGUAUAUACUAAAU
Lycium barbarum (goji berry) is the source of this 1031-nucleotide messenger RNA. RefSeq names its product disease resistance-like protein CSA1. Lineage: Eukaryota; Viridiplantae; Streptophyta; Magnoliopsida; Solanales; Solanaceae. The record is from RefSeq and is a predicted model, not a curated record. The transcript has 2 exons. Bases 137 to 940 code for a protein of 267 amino acids.